Molecule: messenger RNA, 1508 nt
Organism: Octopus sinensis (East Asian common octopus)
Lineage: Eukaryota; Metazoa; Mollusca; Cephalopoda; Octopoda; Octopodidae
Product: fructose-bisphosphate aldolase
Exons: 8
Coding region: 163-1254 (363 amino acids)
Biological process (GO): glycolytic process; fructose 1,6-bisphosphate metabolic process
Cellular component (GO): cytosol
Molecular function (GO): fructose-bisphosphate aldolase activity
Source: RefSeq, a predicted model, not a curated record
CACCUCCCUCCCUCCUCUCUCUCCCAACUCUACCUCCCUCUCCCCCUCUCUCUACACUUCCAUGCAUAUAUAAAUGACGUAGCCCGUCUCCCCUCUGCGCAGACUCCUAUCCACAGCUGUAAUACCGGGUUCCAUUCCUAAGCGUUUCGUGCUUUUUCAAACAUGCCAGGCUUCGCUCCAUAUCUCACUCCUGAACAGGAGGCAGAACUCAAGCAGAUUGCUGCGGCUAUUGUAGCCCCUGGCAAGGGAAUUUUGGCUGCAGAUGAGUCUACUGGUUCUAUGGGAAAGAGGCUGACGGCCAUCAAUGUUGAAAACACAGAGGAGAAUCGUAGACGUUACCGUGAAUUGUUGUUCACUGCUGACCGAGAAUGUGCCAAAUACAUCAGCGGCGUCAUUAUGUUCCACGAGACGUUCUACCAGAAGACCAGUGCUGGCGUUCCAUUUGUGAAAGUGCUCCAAGACAAGGGUAUCAUUCCCGGCAUCAAGGUCGACAAAGGUGUUGUCCCUUUGAUGGGAACCUUCAAUGAAUGCACCACCCAGGGUCUUGACGGUUUGGCUGAACGCUGUGCUGAAUACAAGAAGGGUGGCGCCCAGUUUGCCAAAUGGCGCAGUGUAUUGAAAAUUGGAUCUUGCACUCCCUCAUACCAAGCCAUGAUGGAGAAUGCCAAUGUCCUGGCUCGUUAUGCCAUGAUCUGUCAACAGAAUGGUCUGGUGCCAAUUGUUGAACCAGAAGUCUUGCCUGAUGGAGAACACGACUUGGAAACUUCACAGAAAGUUACAGAAGUGGUGCUGGCUUUUACUUACAAGGCCCUUGCUGACCACCACAUCUUUCUCGAAGGUACCUUGUUGAAACCCAACAUGUGCACAGCUGGACACAGCUGCCCCAAGAAAUUCACCCCUGAGCAGAAUGCUACAGCUACAGUCACAGCCCUGAGGAGAACUGUCCCCUCUGCUGUACCAGGUGUGACCUUCCUGUCAGGCGGUCAGUCAGAAGAAGAUGCAACAAUCAACCUCAACGCCAUCAACACAUGCGCCUUACUCAAACCAUGGGCCCUGACCUUCUCAUACGGCCGCGCCCUCCAAGCCAGCGUAUUGAAGGCUUGGCAAGGCAAGGAUGAGAAUGUUGAAGCCGCCCAGAAGGAGCUGCUUGUAAGAGCCAAGGCCAAUAGUGAAGCAGCCGUCGGUAAAUAUGCAGGAAGCGGUCCCGGGGCUGCCGGCCAGGAUUCUCUCUACGUCAAAGAUCAUGCUUAUUAGAAACCCACACAUAAACACACACACACAAGCUGCCCCAACAGCUUGUCUCUAAGUAUUAUUAUUAAUUAUUAUUACUAUUAUUACAAUCCAAUAUUUAACUAUCAUUUUGUGGGAGGGUCUCUACAACGGAUGCAAUUAUAGUUCAUUAGUGGGUUUCUUUUUAUUGUAAGGGUUCUUCCAAUUAAAUUUAAUUUAAUUAUUCUGCUGGGAUUUCAUUUAAAUUUCGUAGCAAGGAGGGUUAUUAACAUUUUCCA